Messenger RNA from Ilex paraguariensis (yerba mate), 387 nucleotides. The record is from the annotation of a GenBank genome assembly. NCBI's taxonomy places the organism in Eukaryota, Viridiplantae, Streptophyta, Magnoliopsida, Aquifoliales, Aquifoliaceae.
AUGCCCACUCUUGUAUCUACACCUACCCAUGUGCCCAAGCCAAGCACGGCCCAGUUGCCUACGACUAUGCUGUUACCUGAGCCCCUGCCUAUACGCUGUCACUACCUCGACACUCGCCCUAACCCUGACGCCUGCAACCUCAACCACGACACCAGCCGCUGCCGGGUGCAAGAACCAACUGCUGCCACAGCCUCGGUGCCCACAUUGCCCACGCCUGCAAUGCCUGUGCCUGCCUCACUUGUGGUGCCCAUGCCAGUGGCACCCACGCCCGCCUCACCCCAGCCUCUUGCAAUUCCUUCUCCCUACUACACCACCCACCAGCUGUCUCCCGCCACACUGUUCAGGGACAACCCCACCGACAUUUGUUUGCUUGUCACAACUCUUUGA